Messenger RNA from Perca fluviatilis (European perch), 4085 nucleotides. Its product is annotated as neutral cholesterol ester hydrolase 1-like. Gene Ontology annotation, molecular function: carboxylic ester hydrolase activity. NCBI's taxonomy places the organism in Eukaryota, Metazoa, Chordata, Actinopteri, Perciformes, Percidae. The record is from RefSeq and is a predicted model, not a curated record. The coding region runs from base 116 to 1336 and encodes 406 amino acids. Gene Ontology annotation, cellular component: membrane. The transcript is spliced from 5 exons.
UUACACUCGGCUUUUAUUUUGAAAUCGGGGUCAUUCCUCUGUGUUUCGUCGCCUGCGAACCGGGGCAGUGGUCCCGUAUGAACACUAGGCUUCAGGCAGGCAAAAGUCCGCCAAGAUGAGGCUCCGUUUGGCCGGAGCUGUGCUGCUGUCGGCGGCCGCUUACUACGUCUACCUGCCGUUACCGAGCGGCGUGAGCGAGCCGUGGAAGCUGAUGCUGCUGGACGCGCUGUUCCGGAGCUUCAUGCAGGCGAGUGACGUGGCUCACGCGCUGGGUGUGUGCCACAGGGUGCACCUGUUGAACCGGCUGGUGUCCUGGGUGGAGGAGAUCGAGGCUCGCUCCUGCAACGCCGUGCACGUGGCCGACUCCACGCUGGGCGGCGUGCCCACGCGAGUCUUCCAGCCGAAGGGGGGGAAGCAGCUGAAGAGGGGAGUCAUAUAUUUCCACGGUGGAGGAUGGGCGCUUGGCAGCGGGAGGAUGCGAUCGUACGACCUUCUUUGUCGGAAAAUGGCGGAGGAGCUGGACUCUGUCAUCAUGUCCGUGGAUUACCGUCUCGCUCCAGAGGCGGUGUUCCCAGAUCAGUACCACGAUGCGUUAGCGGCAUCGCGGGCCUUCCUGUCGGCUCAGGUUUUGGAGCGCUACAGCAUCGAUCCGGAGAGGGUGUGUGUGUCUGGGGACAGCGCCGGGGGAAACCUGGCUGCCGCUGUGGCGCAGGAGCUCAGCUCAGAUGACGGUCUGACAGUGAAGUUUAAGGUCCAGGCGCUGAUCUACCCGGUGCUGCAGGCGCUCGACUUCUACACCCCGUCCUACCAGCAGAACCGGGCCGUGCCCAUCCUCUACAGGCCCGUCAUGGCUCGUUUCUGGCUGCAGUACCUGGGCGCCGACAUGUCCCUGGAGCCCCUCCUGCUCGCCAACAACCACAGCUCCCUGGACCAGCCGGCCAUCAGCGGCAGCACCCGCUCCAAGCUGGACUGGACCGCUUUGCUCCCGGCCGAACGCAGGAAGCACUUUCGUCCGGUUGUGAAAGAGACGGGAUCGCCGGGGGUGAUGGGUAAGGUACCGCAGCUUUUGGAUGUGAGGGCGGCCCCGCUGCUGGCGGAUCAGGGGGUUCUGGGUAGGACGCCCAAAGCCUACGUGAUGACUUGUGAGUUUGACGUGCUGAGGGAUGACGGGUUGAUGUACGUCAGACGCCUGCAGAGCGCCGGCGUCGCGGUGACCAGCGAUCACUACGAGGACGGUUUUCAUGGCUGCAUGGUGUUCGCGUACCUGCCGAUGAUGUCUAGUGUCGGACAGAGGAGCAUGAACAACUACAUCCGCUGGCUGGACCAGAAUCUGUAGACAAACUCGCGGCUCCAGAUCCUCGUCAGCCAGUCGUUCGUAGAAUCAGACAGGAUAACGUAGAAUCAGACAGGAUAACAUAUCAGCUGCUUUAUCCGCAAACAGAACCAAGAUAUCAAAUUUAAAGGCUCAUGAUAUACUUGCUUUUUACCAACGUGUACGUGCAGACAAGUGAUGUUUCGUUUAUUACCCUCGUAGUGUUUUAAAACAUUCUUGUGGCAGCAAUAGAGGCAGUGAUGUUUCCUUUUUACUGUACGGCACUCAAAACAGACUAACAAGUCUGAUCGCCAGUUACAUGAUUGGCCACCGCAGGGUGAAGUUGGGUUUGCGUUUCUUGAGUUGAGUCAAUCUAAAUUUUUCGCCGCGCGCUGCUGCAGUUUUUUUCCGGCUCCUCUUUGCAGCCUUGCCUGCGUUUUCGCCCGUCCAUCUGAUGACCGCCCGAGUGUGUGUGUGUGUGUGUGUGUGAACGCAGCCUUAUUGUUCACAUACUCGCCUGUGUACUUAGUGUGUACGUGCAGGAUUCAAAUGUAUAUCCUCUAGGGGUCAAAUCAGGGCCAAAUCGUUCCUGACAGACACCAGGAAAACCUUUCUUGAGAACUUCUGCCACAAUGUGCAUUCAAACGGGCUUUUAAUAGCAAGUAUAUCAAUUCAGUGCAGCCAAACGUCACCGGGUCAAACGGACCACAAAGCAUCUUCACUGAGUCCUGAAACCAAAACAUUUCUAAUCAAAAGGUAACCAAUGAAAGUGACAAUUUUGUGGAAGGCCGAUGCGUUCUUUUGGAAAAUGACAGUGUACUUACGGCUCGUUAUUUAUAUUUAAAGAUAAACGUAUGCAAUGGCUUUAAUAUGAGGCCCUCAGCUGAAAAUCCCGCCUACACUGAGGGGGUGUUCUCCGAAGUGGGAAACUAAAAGAGAAAAGUACUGGUACCAAAACAACGAGUCAAGUCGAGCAGAGCCGAACCACACAGUGAAAACAAGACAUAAGUGGACUGGAGCAGGACAACAUCCAACAACUAUUGGGGAAGAUUAAAAAUGUCAGUUAAAGCCAGUGUGCUCAGAGGGAAACUCCAGGAUCUUUUAGUGAAACGAAGAGCCUUGAAUAUUCUUCCUGAUUACUUUUAAAGGUCAAAGUCACUCAGAAGUUCAUCUUUUAUUCUUUUAUGAUGCACUGAGACGCUGAAACAGUCUGCUCUGCGUGUGCCUGCAUGCAUGUGUGUGUGUGUGUGUGUGUGUGCGGUAAAAGUAUGCCAAAGUUCACAGCUGUGUAUACUCACUGGAUUGUGCAAUAUUUUAUGUUUAAACGCCGCUCUCUUUAACUUCUCCCUCUGAUGACCACUGUACUGCACGGCCAAUGCAAUGAUGAUGGCGGUGAUGAUGUGAAAUGUAUACAAGAUUUACUGUAUCACCCUGAGAAAAGAAAUCCCAAAUGGACUCUCAUCCCCCCCAUUGCUGCUGGCCCUAAACUAAUAUAAUGAACCGACGACAGCGAGCGUCAGGCAGACUCGGUUUUGGCUUUCGGCCCAAACGACAGCGAGCCCAGAGUGUCGCAGAAACACUGAGGCGAGCCUGGUCAUGACUUCACAUUAUCCAGAAUUUCUUUCUCUUUUUUUUUUUUUUGGUAUUGUAACACUGGCGUUCAAGAGACUGUGAUUUUCCAGAAGUGAAUCCAUUCCUAACAUGGAUUGUUUUUGUGAGCAAUUACCCCUUUAUACACGCAUUUAUAUUAUAUUUUCUAUUAAAGAGUUACUAUGUGUGAUAUCUGUAGUAAAAUAUAUCAUUUAUAAAUAAGAAAUAUAAAUUUAAAACGUAGAUGAGGCAACAGGGAUUACAGGGAAAGACUUUAGAAUGUUGAAAAAGUGGUUGAAAGUGCUGUAACUUUAUUGCUGUAAUGUGAAACGUCACAUUAAAUUCUUUAAUAUUGUAUAAAUAGCUUUUAAUAUAAAGCAGGGGUUAUGCAACAGGUUGUUUCAGCCAAAGCAGAUACACGAAACGGGCCCCGAAUGUUCUCUGGCAGCACUGAUAAAUCCUAUAAAGUAGCUGUUUUAUUGGCUUGUGACAACUCAAGUUUUAUGUUGGGAGCAGGAUCCCAAUAUUUUCUUUGUUUAGUUUUUUUUAAUAAUGUGCUUUAUGUGUGUGGGGGUUUAUUGCAGAGGGGAUUUUUCUGUCGGUUCACAUUACGUUCCUGUUUUUACUGUUAAUACGAGGACGAGAAGUGCUGCAGGAGAUGUUCAGCAGCACCUGAGAGCUGUGAGCUCUGGCGGCCAUAUUGGAGGUCCUCAGCUUUUAAUAGAGAAUUUGGCAUUUGGUAUAAGAUUACAGCUUAAAGCAGGUGCAAGUGUUUGUUUAGUCACAAUAAGCUAAAACUAAAUAUAUAAAAAUAUAUAUCAAGAAAGAAAAACCUCAACAUUGUAUGUAUUCAUGAUAUAAUAUGGCAACUAUGUAUAGUGCUGCUGAUACAGUUUGAAUAUUUCUAUAAAAUAUAAAAUGAAAUAUUCUCAAAACAUGUUUUUUGUGAAUAACAAUUUCUUUUUUUUUUAACCCAAACAUGUUACUUUUUAUGCCAAUGAUACCAUGUUUUCUUUUCUUUGUGGCCUUAAGAAAAAGGCACAUGUAAAUGUAUCACGUGAAGAGCUGAAAUGAUUAGUUGAUUAAUCGAUUAGUUGACCGCAAUGUUUGAGUCACCUUUCGAGAAAAAACAAUGUAGAGAAAUUGUCCACUUUUCUCUGUUUUAAAAUCAUUGUAAACUGAA